Messenger RNA from Macaca mulatta (Rhesus monkey), 2006 nucleotides. The record is from RefSeq and is a predicted model, not a curated record. NCBI's taxonomy places the organism in Eukaryota, Metazoa, Chordata, Mammalia, Primates, Cercopithecidae.
UAGUCCGGUGCAGGACGUGGGGCUUUUGCAGCCCAGCUGGUUCCGGCUGGGGAAGAUGGCGGUGGCUGAGGCGGUGUCCGGGGAGCCGCUGGUGCACUGGUGCACCCAGCAGUUGCGGAAAACUUUCGGCCUGGAUGUCAGCGAGGAGAUCAUUCAGUAUGUUUUGUCAAUUGAGAGUGCUGAAGAGAUACGAGAAUAUGUUACUGAUCUCCUCCAGGGAAAUGAAGGCAAAAAAGGUCAAUUCAUAGAAGAACUUAUAACCAAAUGGCAAAAGAAUGAUCAGGAGUCGAUUUCUGAUCCUUUGCAGCAGUGCUUCAAAAAAGAUGAAAUUUUAGAUGGGCAGAAAUCAGGAGACCAUCUAAAGCGGGGUAGAAAGAAAGGGAGAAACAGACAGGAAGUUCCUGCAUUUACUGAACCUGACACGACUGCAGAAGUUAAAACACCUUUUGAUUUGGCUAAGGCACAAGAGAACAGCAACUCCGUAAAGAAGAAGACAAAGUUUGUCAAUUUAUACACAAGAGAAGGACAGGACAGGCUUGCAGUCCUGCUCCCUGGUCGCCACCCUUGUGAUUGCCUGGGCCAGAAGCACAAGCUCAUCAAUAACUGUCUGAUCUGUGGGCGCAUUGUCUGUGAACAAGAAGGCUCUGGCCCUUGCUUAUUCUGUGGCACUCUGGUGUGUACUCAUGAGGAACAAGAUAUUUUACAGCGUGACUCAAACAAGAGCCAGAAACUGCUAAAGAAACUCAUGUCAGGGGUGGAGAAUUCUGGAAAGGUGGACAUCUCUACCAAGGACCUUCUUCCUCAUCAAGAAUUGCGAAUUAAGUCUGGUCUGGAGAAGGCUAUCAAGCAUAAAGACAAACUGUUAGAGUUUGACAGAACUAGUAUUCGAAGGACCCAAGUCAUUGAUGAUGAGUCAGAUUACUUUGCCAGUGAUUCUAACCAAUGGUUGUCCAAACUUGAGCGGGAAACCUUGCAGAAGCGAGAGGAGGAGCUGAGAGAACUUCGACACGCCUCUCGACUUUCUAAGAAGGUCACCAUUGACUUUGCAGGAAGGAAGAUCCUGGAAGAAGAAAAUUCACUAGCGGAAUAUCAUAGCAGACUAGAUGAGACAAUACAGGCCAUUGCCAAUGGAACCUUGAACCAGCCACUGACCAAAUUGGAUAGAUCUUCUGAAGAGCCUUUGGGAGUUCUGUGGGUUGACCACACAGGUGCAGCCUCACAGAAGAAGGCUUUCCGUUCUUCAGGAUUGGGACUAGAGUUCAACUCGCUUCAGCACCAGUUGCGAAUCCAGGAUCAAGAAUUUCAGGAAGGCUUUGAUGGUGGCUGGUGCCUCUCUAUACAUCAGCCCUGGGCUUCUCUGCUUGUCAGAGGGAUUAAAAGGGUGGAGGGCAGAUCCUGGUACACCCCCCACAGAGGACGACUUUGGAUAGCAGCCACAGCUAAAAAACCCUCCCCUCAAGAAGUCUCAGAACUCCAGGCUACAUAUCGUCUUCUUCGUGGGAAAGAUGUGGAAUUUCCUAAUGACUAUCCGUCAGGUUGUCUUCUGGGCUGUGUGGACCUAACUGACUGCUUGUCCCAGAAGCAAUUUAAGGAGCAGUUUCCAGACAUCAGUCAAGAAUCUGAUUCUCCAUUUGUUUUCAUCUGCAAAAAUCCUCAGGAAAUGGUUGUGAAGUUUCCUAUUAAAGGAAAUCCAAAAAUCUGGAAACUGGAUUCCAAGAUCCAUCAAGGAGCAAAGAAGGGGUUAAUGAAGCAGAAUAAAGCUGUCUGACCUAGGAGAAAAGGAACUAUACAGCAUAGUGGAGUUUUAUGUACUAAAAUUGCUAUCUACUGGUCCUUUGGAAUUGAAGUAGUAGAAACCUAAAGGCUUGGCAUCAGGCUUGAAUAUCUCAGAACUUAAACUCUUACCAAAACCUGUAUAUUUUUCUUAAAGAGUGGGAUUCCUACUUUAUGUAAUGGGUCAAAAUCUUUGAAUACAUUAUUUAUAAAAACCUAUUUAAAAAUUCUAA